Harmonia axyridis is the source of this 1002-nucleotide messenger RNA. RefSeq lists its product as uncharacterized. Lineage: Eukaryota; Metazoa; Arthropoda; Insecta; Coleoptera; Coccinellidae. The coding region runs from base 1 to 1002 and encodes 333 amino acids. The transcript has a single exon. The record is from RefSeq and is a predicted model, not a curated record.
AUGGGUAAAGAAAUGAACAAUCUUAUCAAGAACAUUCAGAACAGUGAAACAGAAGAAACAAUACAGGAACUCACGAAUCAAAUACAUAGAAGACAGACAUACAUAAUAACAGAAUGUACAAAAACCUACAACAAAAAACUAGAAACACUGACUAGGAGAACAAACAUACAAAUGGACACAAAAUAUUUGACAGACGAUACAAUAGAGAACAUCACACAAGCAACACUCCCCCCAUAUGUAAUUGAUACUCUCAAAUUGGGAGCAAAAUUUGCCAUAGAAGACAAUAACAUCGGAAAAGUCCCAACACACCAAAUAUUGGCACAUAUUGAAGGAGGAAUCACAAAAUUACCAACAGACGAACAGAAUGACAUACGAAUGAAAGUAUCACAAACACUAAGUUCACAUAUAAAAAACAUAAAGGGACAAAAACAGAGACACAACAAACAUUUGACUAACUUUACCAAAACAAAAAAAUUUUUCAAAGAACACAACGAAUUACUAAUUACAAGAGCAGACAAAGGAAACAAGACAGUAAUCAUGACAAACACGGAAUACGAAGAAAAAAUGAGCAUUUUGUUGAAAGAUAAUACUACAUACAUAAAAACUAAACGAGACAUGACGCUAACAUUAGAAAAAGAAAACAACAAAAUAAUAAAGAAUUGGAAAGAGAAAGGAUUCAUAUCAGAAAUUGAUUACAAAACUUUGAUCAUACACAACAGCAAAACACCAAAAAUAUACGGAUUACCUAAAAUCCACAAAGAAGGAAAUCCUUUACGUCCAAUAGUGUCUUGUGUCCAAUCACCUUUAUACCAUCUAUCAAAAUACCUAGCGGAAAUACUAACACGUACAACCGGUAACAAUGAAUACUACAUAAAAAACUCAAUAGAGCUAAAAGAACAAUUAAAUAAAUUAAAAAUAAACAAAAAUGAUAAAUUAUAUUCACUUGAUGUAGUAUCUCUAUACACAAAUAUCCCUAUUGAGCUAGUGAAAGAAUAUAUAUAG